Molecule: messenger RNA, 2271 nt
Organism: Scatophagus argus
Lineage: Eukaryota; Metazoa; Chordata; Actinopteri; Scatophagidae
Gene: esrrb
Product: estrogen-related receptor beta
Exons: 8
Coding region: 358-1872 (504 amino acids)
Biological process (GO): regulation of DNA-templated transcription
Cellular component (GO): nucleus
Molecular function (GO): DNA-binding transcription factor activity; sequence-specific DNA binding; steroid binding
Source: RefSeq, a predicted model, not a curated record
UCUCUUGUCUGUCUGUCCCUCCCCCCCUCACUCUCUACCUCUCUCUCUCUGUCUGUCUCCCUCUCUGUCAUACACAUUCACUUACAUACACUCAGACACUUUCUCUCUCUCUUUCUCCCACACAAAUAUACAUAAACACACACACACACACACACAACACACAUGCUCAUGCACACACGCGCCCACUCAGUCCAUCAGAGUCCAACAUACCUGUGCAGGCUGGGGGAAGUGGUGCUGGAGGGGGUUUUUCGGCAGCGUUGUCUCUGAGGGUGCUGUGCUAUCAUUUGGGGAAGAAGCGGGUCUCAAUUGUUUUCUCUUUCCUCCUCCUCUCAUUCCUGGAAUGCUAAAACUGGACUGAUGGACAUUUCAGAACUUUGUCUUCCAGACCCUCUCAGCUAUCAUAACCAGGCUUUGUUGUCCAAUUCAUUAGAGAGAUUCCUGAGUCCACUGGCCACGCUGGAGCCGUCUCAUUUCUGGCUGCUGAAUAGAAUGGCUGCUGAUGACCGGCACCUACCUUCCAGUUGUGGGUCCUACAUCAAGACGGAGCCAUCCAGUCCCUCCUCGGUCAUCGACACGGUCAGCCACCACAGCCCUAGCGGCAACUCAGACGCCAGUGGUGGCUAUGUCAGCGCCAUGAACAGCCACUCCAACGGCCUGGACUCUCCUCCUAUGUUCACCCCCAGCGGGCUCGGGGCCGGCACCUGCCGCAAGCGCUAUGAUGACUGCUCCAGCACCAUCAUGGAGGACUCGUCCAUAAAGUGCGAAUACAUGUUGAACUCCCUCCCCAAGAGGCUGUGCCUGGUCUGUGGAGAUAUAGCCUCGGGGUAUCACUAUGGGGUGGCCUCUUGUGAGGCCUGCAAAGCCUUUUUUAAAAGGACAAUACAAGGUAACAUAGAAUACAGCUGUCCCGCCACAAAUGAGUGUGAGAUCACAAAACGGAGACGCAAAUCGUGUCAGGCUUGUCGCUUCAUGAAAUGCCUCAAAGUGGGGAUGCUCAAAGAAGGUAAGAAGAGGGUUCGUCUGGACCGCGUGCGAGGGGGCAGACAGAAGUACAAGCGGAGGUUGGACUCAGAAAACAACCCAUACCUGGGCUUGACGCUCCCCCCUCCCACCAAAAAGCCUCGUGAGUACUGCUCCAUCACUAACUCAUUGUCUCCCUCCAUCGCUGCUCCUCCUCUGCCAGGCCAACAUCAAGUAACAAAGAUAGUGUCUCACCUGUUGGUGGCCGAGCCAGAGAAGAUCUAUGCCAUGCCUGACCCCACCAUGCCGGAGAGUGACAUCAAGGCUCUCACCACGCUGUGUGACCUGGCUGACCGUGAGCUGGUGGUCAUCAUUGGCUGGGCCAAGCACAUCCCAGGGUUUUCCUCUCUCUCUCUGGGAGACCAGAUGAGUUUACUGCAGAGCGCCUGGAUGGAGAUCCUCAUCCUCAGCAUUGUGUUCCGCUCUCUGCCGUACGAGGACGAACUGGUGUACGCCGAGGACUACAUCAUGGACGAGGAGCACUCGCGGCUGACGGGCCUCCUCGACCUCUACGUCUCCAUCCUGCAGCUGGUCCGCAAAUGCAAGAAGCUCAAAGUGGAGAAGGAGGAGUUUGUCACCCUCAAGGCCAUCGCUCUCGCCAACUCAGACUCCAUGCACAUAGAGGACAUGGAGGCGGUCCAGAAGCUUCAGGACGCUCUCCACGAGGCCCUGCAGGACUACGAGAGCAGCCAGCACCAGGAGGACCCGCGGCGGGCGGGCAAGCUGCUCAUGACCCUGCCUCUGCUGCGGCAGACGGCCACCAAGGCUGUCCAGCAUUUUUACAGCAUCAAGGUGCAGGGAAAGGUCCCCAUGCACAAACUCUUCCUGGAGAUGCUGGAGGCGAAGGUCUGAUUGGAGGGUGGCUGAUUGGCCACAUGAGCAGAGGAGGGCUGCAUCAACGAAACAGAAAGUGACUUGAACCAAGGCUGAGGGUGCUCAGGGGAAGGAGACCCCCCCACUGACUGUGCUAGAGAGAGAGGUCUCUCACUCCUCCUCCUCCUGGAAUCCUAGGAAACUAAAUAAAAAAGAACACAUGCAAAACUUGGUUAUUAGUAUAAAUAUAAAAAUGAUGCAGAUUAAUUUAAAAUAUAUAAGAAAUACUAUGUACAGUAAUAAUUUUUUUUGGUUUUUGUUAAUUGUCAGUGGUCAUGCUGUAUAUGAAGAAGGACCUUUCUGCCCCUCAGCAUCUUCAGAAUAAGUAGUUGCCAGAUCUUGAUAACAAGAUAAGGAGGUUUCUUUUUUUCAUAAAAA